This is a messenger RNA of Cottoperca gobio, 2654 nucleotides long. RefSeq names its product PC-esterase domain-containing protein 1A-like. The transcript is spliced from 10 exons. Lineage: Eukaryota; Metazoa; Chordata; Actinopteri; Perciformes; Bovichtidae. The coding region runs from base 145 to 1383 and encodes 412 amino acids. The record is from RefSeq and is a predicted model, not a curated record.
CCUAACUGUGGUGAUGCUAAUUGUAUCAUGUGUGCAGUCUACUCCUUUUUAGCACGAGACGGCGCGAGCCGCAGGUACAGGAUCAGAGGGUAGUGUCCCCCACCCCUUCCGUUAGUACGUCAUAUAAACGGAUGCAGUGCAGCCAUGAGGACAUUUGUAAUGCAGAGUCAAGCCAGACAGCUUCUACACAACAAGUUUGUGUUGGUUCUUGGUGGCUCAGUGCAGCGCUCCAUGUACAAAGACCUGGUUCUGCUGCUCCAGAGGGAUAAGUACUUGUCUCUGCCUCAGCUCAAGUCCAAAGGGGAGUUUUCCUUUGAGCGGGAUAGCCUUGUGGAAGGAGGUCGAGGAGGUCCCAUGACUAAUGGCACGGGGUACAGAGAGGUUCGACAGUACCGCUCCGACCACCACCUGCUGCGUUUCUACUUCCUGACACGGAUCUACUCGCCGUACAUGGAGAGCAUCCUGGAGGACUUGAGGAAAGGACUCAAACCUGAUGUCAUUGUCGUCAGUUCCUGUGUAUGGGACAUCACCAGGUAUGGGCUUCACGGUCUUGAACAGUACAAAAAGAACCUGCACAAGUUCUUUGACCAGAUUAAAACCAUCGCUUGCCGCGACUGUCUCAUCUUGUGGACUCUGGCCAUGCCGCUUGCUAAGAAGAUCAAGGGUGGAUUCUUGGUGUCUGAAGUGAGCUGCUUGGCUCCCAUGCUGUGUUUUGACAUCAUUGAGGCCAACUUCUACAGCAGUCAUCUGGCGGAGGCCUACGGCUUGGACGUCCUCGACCUGCACUUCCACUUCCGUUUCAGUCUGCAGCACCGCAUGCCAGACGGUAUCCACUGGGACGCACUGGCCCAUCGACGCAUCAGCAGCCUAAUGCUGCGGCACGCCGCUGAGGCCUGGGGAGUAGACCUGAUGACCCCCCCCUCUCCUCCAGGACAAGCACCGCUCCAGAGAUGUGGCCUGCUUCAAUACCAGCAGAGUCACAGACCAGACCGAGUUCAGCAUGUUCCACCAAACUCAGAUCCACUCAUGCAUUACUCACUGCAGCGCCACCGCUACAAACAGCAGAACUCAGCUGCUGCUGCUGGAAUCGGCCAGUUUCAUCCUCCUCCAGUUCGAGGAUUUCCUGCUGCUGGAAACUACAGUCGGCAUUAUAACCCUUUGCCCCCUGCCAACCUGUGGUCGGCGCCGCAGGUUUAUCUUCAGGUCAGAGCCCCUAGCUCACAGAUGGACUCCAUGUUCAGUGCAGAUGGAUGUUUCAGGUUCCGUCAUCAUUUCCAAGCAGACGAUCACUGUAUGAGGAGGAGGAGGCCUAACUUCAGGACUCACCCAUACCCCCCUCACCUUCCCCAGGUGACACCCAGACACCCUCUGUAUAGAUGGUGAGCUGCAGACACAGAAACCCAUUAGAGCAGGGAUACAGGGACUCUGGAUUCACUGCGUCACUGUCAGUGCUGAGAAAACUUAUUGGGAAAUAAAGCAGAUAAGGGGAAAUGAGGUUCAGUGAAUUUGAAAUCGCAAGAUGUUUCUGGAUGUUGAUGAGAUUAGUAGGUGAUGUUGGUCGGAAGCACAGUGACUCAUACAAUACCUGCUUUACAAUCCACUGAUCAGUGUUUGUACAUGUUCCCCAAUCUAGUUUAGAUUUUAGAUGAUGGAAUUUCUACAUGAUGUUUUUGACACAAGAAUGGUGAUAAUACAAAUGUGCUCUGCUUCCUGCCUGUGCUCCCUCAGUGGAAAGAGUCAGUGCUGUAGUGUCUUACAUACACUAAGCCUGUUCUUUCUCUGAAUCCUAUCAUCUGUACGAAGGGCUUCAUGUCUAUUAAAUCUAAUCUACUGCUCUCCUCAUCUAAUGCCUUGAUCUCUAGCCCCGUAGCAGUUUGCCACCCACUGGUACACUGUUCAGUCUGCAUGCAGCACAGUCAGCAUUUGAUCUAGAAAUGUAGACCAAAUGCUUUUCACCUGAUACAAGUUUUUACAAAUUAGGCUUUUGAGUUUGCAAUUUGAUAUAUUUUUAUAAACAGGUGAAAAGUUCAAAAUGGUUGAGAAGUUGUUUUUUUCAGUUCUAUACAACCCAAAUUUGAAUGAGGAACACACAACUGAAAACAGUCAGUGGUUAUUGCUCGUUUUAUAUUUCUGUUAUUUCUUUUCAUGAUUAAACAUUAAUGGUUAUGCAGCAUAGUUGGAGCACCAGGCAGCUUUCUUGCUUGCAUGCCCUACAGAACUGAACGUUGGUUGUUAUUUAUAUUUUGUACUGCACAUGUACUUUUCUUUUUCUCUUCUCAAUCACACUCAUUUAUUUCAUUAUAUUACCCCAACAUUUCCAAAUAUACCUCUUCUUUUGAUAUUUUAAACUCUGCUAUAGUCAAUAUACCAUUAGUGGAACAAGACACUCCAGGGUUCCUUUACAUAGCAAAUGUUUCCUAGCUUGCUGGGAUACCUUUAAGCUAACUCUAAGAAUAUUCUCUGCAUUUCUGUUCUAAACAAAUUGCCAUUCUAAACAUGCUUUUGAGUUUCAGUUUUCCAGAUUCUUUCUUCAGUGACUUUUUUUCAUUUUGAAAUAUCUUUGAGGAAGUACACUCAAUUAUUGGUUUAUUGUUUAAACUGUAAUCUGUGAAUGUCGAUACGCUCCUAGAAGUAAAAACAAAUACUCCUUUAAA